AUGAUAAUUCAUUCUCAAUGGCCAAAUGCAUGUAUUCCAUGGUUAAAAAAAAUUGGAUCAAGACCAUCAUAUACAACUGAUUUUUUAAUUAAUCUUAUUUUACAAAAACUUGCUCGACAUACAAUUGCUAUUGAAAUAUUAAAUAAAUUAAAUUGUACAAAAAUUUUAAUUGAAAAAAUUUUAUGUGCAUUAAGUAAAUUAUUUAUUAAUGAUGAUAUACUUAAAAAAAGUUUAAAUGAAAAUAAUCAAUUAUUAGAUUGUUUAUGUCAAUUACUUAUUCAAUAUUUAAUAAUUACAAGUAAUACAAUACGAAUUCAUCAAUUACUUAAUGAUGAAAUAUUAAUAAUAUUAACUAAUCUUUUAUGGAGUAUAUCAUUUCAUGAAUCUUAUCAAGAAAAAUUAAAAUUAAAUAUUAAUUUUAUUCAUACAUUAUCAAAUUUAGCUACAUCAUCAUUAUUAUAUACUAGUACACAUAUAAAAACAAUACCACAAUAUUUUCAACAACAAUCACAUAUUAUGAUUAGUUAUUCACAUAGUAAUUCAAUAUUUUGUCAUGAACUUGUCGAACAUUUAUCUAAUCAUAUAUAUGUUUGGGUUGAUUAUAAACAAGAACAUUAUAAUAGUAUUCAUUCAGAUGAUCUUUGGGAAGAAAUUGCUGCUGCUAUGGAAACAGCUACUGUUAUUAUUUUAAUUGUAUCAAAAGAAUAUUAUGAUUCAAAAUCAUGUAGACAAGAACUUUCAUAUGCUUGUGAUACACUAAAAAAACGUAUUGUACCUGUAUAUGCUCCAAAUCAAAAAUAUAAAGCAAAUGGUUGGCUUGGAAUUCGCAUAGCUGGACAAAAAUAUAUUCAUUUUGGACGAAAAACUUUUACAGAUGCUCUUAAUGAACUUCUUUCUAUCUUGACUAUUGAUCAAAAGUCUAUGACAAUACAAAACUCAUCUAAUAAAAUGAUCUCAAUGAAAUUGAAUGAAGAAGAAAAUUCAUUAAAAAAUUGGACAUCGAAAGAUAUUCAAAAAUGGUUUAAUGAUAAUCGUAUUCACAAUGAUUUAAUUACACUUUUUGCUGAUCGAUUUUAUACUGCUACAGCUUUGAUUGUUUAUGCUCGUCAUUUAAAACAAUUUUAUGAAGAUGAAUAUAUACAAAUAAAAACAAAUUAUCAUAAAACAUUUAAUGGUAAACAACUUCAAACACUUGAUUUUAUUACAUUUGUUGAUGCACUUUGGCGUUUACGUGAAAAACAUGAUCCUCAAAGUAAGAUCGAAGAUGCUUUGGAUAAAUCUAAUAAAAAUCAAUUACAAUGUACGAUUAACAAUUGUCAUGAGGAAUCGACUUGUUUGUAA
Rotaria sp. Silwood1 is the source of this 1341-nucleotide messenger RNA. The record is from the annotation of a GenBank genome assembly. Lineage: Eukaryota; Metazoa; Rotifera; Eurotatoria; Philodinida; Philodinidae.